Molecule: messenger RNA, 1464 nt
Organism: Gigantopelta aegis
Lineage: Eukaryota; Metazoa; Mollusca; Gastropoda; Neomphalida; Peltospiridae
Exons: 3
Coding region: 85-1224 (379 amino acids)
Source: RefSeq, a predicted model, not a curated record
GUGGUGAACUUCAGUGUCGUGGUGGUGAAGUUCGGUGUUGUGGUGAAGUUCAUUGUCGACGUUGAUGCAUAAACAGCUCUAGUUAUGUUUAUUAUCUUACUCCUGUGUCUACUCUUGACGCUAUCUGUCGUCCGAACAGAGGUGACGUCACAGCCAGUGGUGGGUUACGAGUAUGAGCGAGUCACUCCGAAGAGUAUCGAUAUUAAGUCGACGACAGGUGGCGGGCGAAUCGUGCAGGUGACCUUUGAAUCCAGUUAUUACAACGACGUGAACAUCCACUGGAUGGUGGGUGGCAGAAUGGUCAUGAGUCGAGACGUCCAGUAUUCCACGUUUCGCCAUAACCAGCAAGCGUUCAUCAAUCUUCCAGCAUCUGACGUCAAUAAAACACUUCAGUGCAUCAUGGUGUUGAACAUGUACCAUGUGACUGUAAAAAUUCAUUUGAAUGGAGCAACUGGUACUAUAGCCGUCGACGCAGUUAGAUUUGAUGUUAACCGACCCGAAAGCGUUACAUACGAUGAACAAGAUGUCGGUAAUUUGACCUUUGACCUGAACCUUAAUUUUCCAAAAGUCACUCAUCUCGAGGCAUUGAUUACGUCCGUCUUCGUUGCUGCUGACUACUGCUCCCAACCACCGUUGCCCAUCUUGGGACAAGAUUCCAGAUUCAUCGAACACACUGAUGUUGAACAGAGGGGAGAUAACUGGAGCGAGAACAACGUGAUCGAUCAAGGCUUUUCCGAUUACUCUCAGAAUGUCAAGGUAGUCGCAGUACGAGGCAAUCACAUACGUCGUGGAAUGAUCAUCUUCAAUGGCAGGUGUAUGUAUCCGCCUGCCGGAAGUGACGUCGUGUCUCUAGACGAGAUCUAUGUCUCGAGAAUGGUGUUUUUCAAGCAGGGUAGCGGCCAUUACGACAUGAUUCCUUCCAACACGGUCACGGUCGUGGGUUGGACGUACCAGUACGAGAUUGACGAGCACGGGGACCUGGAGGUGCACGUGCAUGCGCUCGGCAACCCCACCCCUCGCGUGAUGCUCAUGCGAGACCGAGUCGAUCUCAGUAUGUCCACCGAACGAGUUGAUAUGACGUCACCGUACUACACGCAGACGACCUUCCGCUUCCGGAAUAUGACAGCGUCCUCUGCCGGGCGAUACGUGUGUACGGUGGUGAGUGGCCUGGGAAGAAUCGCCGAGACCUUCACGGUGUACGUAAAGACCGACAACUGCCAUUAGAGUCUUACAAACAGAAUACAGGCCUCGGUAUCACAGUGCUUAACCACCGUGGUCGAGGUAACUGCUAGGUGCUGGGGUUGAGUCUUGGAGUUGAGUGCAUGUCUCAUCGUGAAGGUGAUAGUACUGCACCAACGUAUAUCUCAGGUCAGCGUGUUUGAAUCUUAAUUUGAUAUAUUAGUAUGAAAAUAAAUUUUAGUGAAAAUGCAUUUAUAUAAUAGUAAAUAAAGAGUUAAUAAUAUA